CGUACACACGUGAGGAUCAUCUCGAGUGACGCGGCAUGCUCACCCAAGCGCGACCGGCCAUGAUCUUUGGGUCAGUUUUACUACCGCAGACGCGCAACCACUCUUUUUCGCCCUUACCCUGGAAAGCUUUAUCCUGGACAUGUUUGAUUUUUUUUCCCCCCUUCUUUCGCACUCUCUCUUUGUGCCCUUCCCCGAUUGUAACCUUGCGCACAAAGUGGACGAUCAUCAUUUACAGGGAAGGGUAAACUCGGACGCCUUUUUUCUCGUUGCGUUUCGUACUCCCAGUCUGAAGCGUACCUACUUUCCGUUUCCAAAUGCAAUCUCAAUCAAUGCCACACAGUGAAUGAACUUUGUUGGGAAUCAAAACCAUCCCAAAACUGCAACCUUCCUUAGGGCAAGAGAAUGCAACAUUUACACUACUUCGCAAUCGUAGUACGAUCACCAUCACAAUCGUACCGACAUGAUCGUUCCUUCCCAAAAAACCAACCCAAAGGAGAUGGGGCUGAUGCAAUGGGAGGGUAAAGCAUUGCUACAAACUGCAUGUCUACCACCCUGGUGCAUCGUACUUUACGCAUCAUGUACACUGUUUACCCGCGGCCGUCGUCUACCACCUUCGCCAAUCCUCACCCUUUUGCGCUAAACCGCUACACACAGACGCGAAUUGUGCGAAUAUCGACGAUCUCCGGUUCGGUUCGGGCCGGUGUGCGGCAACAGGUGAGCUCAGAAUUUUUAUAUAGCGGCUUCAUCGAUCAGCACUUCUCGCUAGUUGCCGAGAAACGGUCGCGAGUGUCGGUAACGACACGCUGUCAUUAGUGCCGUGCUUCCUUGGAUUGUGCAGUGGUGUGGUGGAUAUAUUGCUUGAUUGGCAAAUCACAAUAAUAAGUUAAAAACAAUAAUUCCUGAUUGCUGACCCUGAAAGAUAUUUUCCUUUUCAUCAACAUGAGGGUACCGACGAUGCUAUCGGACGUGGAGGAGCUGCCUUCGGUGCAGCUGGGCGACUAUGUGCUCCGGUUUGAGCUGGAAGAUCUGACGCCGUUCGGCAAGGAAGUGGCCAAGAAUGAGCUACGCGAAACGCCCGAAAUUCGUACCGCCGCCAUCGAGGAGCUGCGCACAUUGCUCAAAGAUGUUGAAGAUUUGGUGGUGCCGCUAGACAACGAUGAUUGGAUGAUCCGGUUCCUUCGUCCGUGCAAGUUCUAUGCAAAAAGCGCCUGUGAGCUGAUUCAACGGUACUAUCAGUUCAAGGUAAAACACUGGGACAUGUACAAUGAACUGAUGCCUUCGAAGGAGGCCAACAUCUUCAAGCAGAACAUCCUGGCCGUGUUUCCGAACCGUGAUCAGCUCGGACGCCGUGUGCUGCUACUAGAGCUGGGCAAAAGCUGGAAGCACAAGGAGGUUACACUGGACGAAGUGUUCAAGGGAUGCGUACUGUUCCUGGAGGCGGCCAUGCUAGAGCCGGAAACGCAGGUCCAUGGUGCCGUUGUGAUCUUCGACAUGGAUGGACUGACGCUGCAACAGGCUUGGCAAUUUACGCCACCGUUCGCCAAGCGAAUUGUCGACUGGCUUCAGGAUGCGGUACCGCUGCGUAUCAAGGGUAUCCACAUCAUUAAUCAGCCAAAGAUCUUUAACAUGGUGUUCGCAUUGUUCAAGCCGAUCCUGCGUGAGAAGCUGCGCAAUCGUAUCAUCUUUCACGGUACCGAUCGUGAGUCGCUGUACAAGCACAUCUCGAAGGAGUGUCUACCGGCCGUCUACGGUGGUACGGUAGAUGCGCCACGGGUACAGGGCGAACAGUGGUACGAAUUGUUGCUCAAGUGCGACAACGAGUACAAGGAGAUCAACAACUAUGGUUACACCAAGCAGCUGGAGGAGCAACGCAAUAAGAAGAACAAGAAAAAAUGAUGAUAUAUCAUUAGGGGGUGCAAAAGAUGGCCUGGUCUACGCCGGCAUACCGAAGGUGAAAGUUCGGAUCAGUACACUUACAUCGUGAACUUUGGGCCUGGUUUAAAGGCGCCAGCAUGCGCCAUGUGAUGCUCACAUAUAUUCCAUUAAUAACUACAAAGAUCUACCACCAAGCACUUAUAAGCUACUAAUGAACGAUUCUGCCCCAAAUUCUCCGAUAGGUUUUAGUCCACAUCGCGCAAAUGUUACGCCAUGGUUUCGGGAUACACAAAAAGCGCAAGGACCACGCACACAAAACACACUGGAAGCACACAACACACACGCGUUAGCUUAGCUAGCAAUCCUUUUUUACUAGAUAGAACGUUGGGUAUGUCACCGACACGAUAGUGAGCAGAAUUAACUAAACAGAACGAACCAGGGGUGUGAUAAUGAUUUUCCUUCUAAAACACGCGUGAUAGCCGUAAUAACUUAAUAACGGCAGAGCUUAUUCCGUUUGCUUGUACAGUCCUUUGCAGCUUUAUUCUUCUUUCUUUAAGAAUGGUUCAUAGACUGUUGUGAAGUAGGUAAACUUAGGAUAAAUUAUCUUCUUUUUAACAUAUCUUUAAGUAUUGCGGUUUAGAGAAGUUGAACAAAUAAAAUAUACGAAAGGAGCUGCCUUA
Molecule: messenger RNA, 2555 nt
Organism: Anopheles funestus (African malaria mosquito)
Lineage: Eukaryota; Metazoa; Arthropoda; Insecta; Diptera; Culicidae
Product: alpha-tocopherol transfer protein-like
Exons: 5
Coding region: 940-1896 (318 amino acids)
Cellular component (GO): membrane
Molecular function (GO): phosphatidylinositol bisphosphate binding
Source: RefSeq, a predicted model, not a curated record